This is a messenger RNA of Zygosaccharomyces rouxii, 1707 nucleotides long. RefSeq names its product chaperone ATPase HSP60 (gene HSP60). Gene Ontology annotation, biological process: protein refolding; apoptotic mitochondrial changes; mitochondrial unfolded protein response. Gene Ontology annotation, cellular component: mitochondrial inner membrane; mitochondrial matrix. The transcript has a single exon. The record is from RefSeq and is a predicted model, not a curated record. NCBI's taxonomy places the organism in Eukaryota, Fungi, Ascomycota, Saccharomycetes, Saccharomycetales, Saccharomycetaceae. Gene Ontology annotation, molecular function: protein-folding chaperone binding; ATP binding; ATP-dependent protein folding chaperone. Bases 1 to 1707 code for a protein of 568 amino acids.
AUGCUAAGAUCUGUUGCCACCCGUUCUCGUGGAUUGACCCCAAUCAUUCGCCGCUUCUACUCUCACAAGGAGUUAAAGUUCGGUGUCGAAGGUAGAGCUGCCCUAUUAAAAGGUGUGGAAACUUUAGCUGAUGCUGUUUCUGCUACUUUGGGUCCAAAAGGUAGAAACGUUUUAAUUGAACAACCAUUUGGUGCUCCAAAGAUUACAAAAGAUGGUGUCACUGUAGCCAAAGCCAUUACUUUGGAAGAUAAGUUUGAAAAUAUGGGUGCCAAAUUGUUACAAGAGGUGGCUGCUAAGACUAAUGAAACCGCUGGUGACGGUACCACUUCUGCUACCGUAUUAGGUAGAUCUAUCUUCACUGAGUCUGUCAAAAAUGUGGCAGCUGGUUGCAAUCCAAUGGAUUUGAGAAGAGGUACUCAAGCUGCAGUUGAAAAAGUCAUUGAAUUCUUGAGUGCUAACAAGAAGGAAAUUACUACUUCUGAAGAAAUUGCACAAGUUGCUACCAUUUCUGCAAAUGGUGAUGCUCAUGUGGGUAAGUUAUUAGCAUCUGCCAUGGAAAAAGUUGGUAAAGAAGGUGUUAUUACCAUCAAGGAAGGUAGAACUUUGGAAGAUGAAUUGGAAGUUACUGAGGGUAUGAGAUUUGACCGUGGAUUUAUCUCUCCAUACUUUAUCACUGAUGCUAAAUCUGGUAAGGUGGAAUUUGAAAAACCAUUGUUGCUAUUGAGUGAAAAGAAAAUCUCUUCCAUCCAAGACAUUUUGCCAGCUUUGGAAAUUUCCAUCCAAUCUAGAAGACCAUUGUUGAUCAUUGCUGAAGAUGUGGAUGGUGAAGCAUUGGCCGCAUGUAUUUUGAACAAAUUGAGAGGUCAAGUCAAAGUGUGCGCUGUUAAGGCACCAGGCUUCGGUGAUAACAGAAAGAACACUCUAGGUGAUAUUGCGAUCUUGAGUGGUGGUCAAGUUUUCACUGAGGAACUGGAAUUGAAACCUGAGAACUGUACCAUUGAUCAACUAGGUUCUUGUGAUUCUAUCACUGUCACCAAAGAAGAUACCGUUGUUCUAAACGGUGACGGUAGCAAAGACGUUAUUGAAUCUAGAAUUGAACAAAUUAAGAACUCCAUCGAUUUGACUACUACCAACUCCUAUGAAAAGGAGAAAUUGCAGGAACGUUUGGCUAAGUUGUCUGGUGGUGUUGCAGUUGUUAGAGUCGGUGGUGCAUCUGAAAUCGAGGUUUCCGAAAAGAAGGAUCGUUACGAUGAUGCUUUGAAUGCUACCAGGGCUGCCGUCGAAGAGGGUAUCUUGCCUGGUGGUGGUACUGCCUUGGUUAAGGCUUCUCGUGUCUUGAACGAAGUGGAAGUUGAGAACUUUGACCAAAAAUUGGGUGUUGACAUCAUUAGAAAAGCCAUCACUAAGCCAGCUAGAAAGAUCAUCGAAAACGCUGGUGAAGAAGGUUCUGUUAUCAUUGGUAAGUUGGUUGACGACUUUGGUGAAGAUUUCGCCAAGGGUUACAACGCCGCUAAGAGUGAAUACACCGAUAUGUUGGCCUCCGGUAUCAUCGAUCCAUUCAAGGUGGUGAGAUCUGGUUUGGUUGAUGCUUCCAGUGUUGCAUCUUUGUUGGCUACCACUGAAGUUGCCAUCGUGGACGCUCCUCAACCUCCUGCCGCUGGUGGUAUGCCAGGUGGUAUGCCAGGUGGUAUGCCAGGUAUGAUGUAA